Messenger RNA from Perca fluviatilis (European perch), 4375 nucleotides. RefSeq names its product F-box and leucine-rich repeat protein 17 (gene fbxl17). The record is from RefSeq and is a predicted model, not a curated record. NCBI's taxonomy places the organism in Eukaryota, Metazoa, Chordata, Actinopteri, Perciformes, Percidae. Gene Ontology annotation, biological process: SCF-dependent proteasomal ubiquitin-dependent protein catabolic process. Gene Ontology annotation, cellular component: SCF ubiquitin ligase complex. The transcript is spliced from 11 exons. Gene Ontology annotation, molecular function: protein binding. Bases 242 to 2221 code for a protein of 659 amino acids.
CUCGGCUUCCUUCCCCCUGCUCUCUUGGUGCGGAAGUGCUGUCCUCCAGAGCAGCAGCAGAGCCAGAGCUGCCACUGUUUGGGUAAACACAACGCUGGUUCAGUAGUAGGUUUUCUCGCCGCCGCGCCUCUCCGUCCGGACUUGUCAGCACACAUCUUGACCGUGCAGCAUAGCAGUAUUAUGCGAGUACCGUCCGGAGUGCGGGAGCGCCGUGUGAAGUGAGUUUCCUUGAGUCAUCUAUAUGGGCCAUCUUCUCUCGAAAAAUGGUUACCGCCUGAAGAAGAGGACACACAAGUUGCAUCAUAGGAAGAAGAAGAAGAGGAACUGUUUCCUGCAGCUGCCUUGCAUGCUCUGCUUCAUUGUCCACAGCAACAGCAGCGGUCUUGACGACGACAGCGACCAUUUGGAGGCCGGUGUCAACGGCACUGUGUGCCGUCACAACAGCAUCACUGGAAUCAGUGUCCCUGGUGUGGCCGGAGUUGGCAUUGGAGCAGCAACUGCCUCGAAGCUCGCCGAGCGAUACGCAACACUCACAUCUCCUGAGGAUUGCUCUAAGUUCCUGUUGUCACCACGGGAGCUGGUUAUCUGGGAGGGCCAAGGGAGGAGCCUUUUAUCAGCUGUUCCUGCCAAACUGAUUCCACCGCCGGCGCUGUUCCGAACCGCUGGCGUAUCUGUGACCGUGGCCAUACCUGUACCUGUGCCUGGCUGCACCAACAACUACACUGAGAUGGUGUGUAAGAGGAAGUGCUCCGAGGUGCAGAGGUGCACCCCCUGUAAGCAGCCGCGCUGCGCCUUCGCUGCCCCUGACGGAGUGCUGGAGAAUGGGGGAGUGGGAGGAGGAGGGGGAGAGGCUGCCUCAAACUCUGAAACUGGCCACUGCCACCUUCCCCUCUGUCCACUUCCCUCCUCCUCCGCUUCCUCCUCCUCUGCCUCCUCCUCUUCCUCCUCACCUGCUGACGGCUGCUGUGGGUUGGGUCUUCAUGCUGAUUUGCCCCACAGUUCAGACUCAUCCCCCUGCUGCCUGCAUCAUUAUGACGACUGCCAGGCGCGAAGUUCUGACGCUGCUGAUCACUCGAGUAUCAACCACCUGCCUUCCUCCAUCCUUCUCAAGGUGCUCUCCCACUUGACAGUGAAGGAGCGCUGUCUGUGUGCCUCUCUGGUGUGUAAGUACUGGAGGGACCUCUGCUUGGACUUCCAAUUCUGGAAGCAAAUCGACCUCAGUGGCCUACAACAAGUAAAUGAUGAUCUCCUGGUGAAAAUAGCCUCUCGGAGGCAGAAUGUGACGGAGAUUAACAUCUCGGAUUGCAGAGGGGUCCAUGACCAUGGUGUGUCCUCCCUGGCCUCACACUGUCCAGGCCUGCAGAAGUAUACGGCGUACCGCUGCAAGCAGCUGGGUGACAUGUCCCUCUCGGCCUUGGCUUUACACUGCCCUCUGCUGGUGAAGGUGCAUGUUGGCAACCAGGACAAACUGACGGAUGAAGCACUAAAAAAGAUGGGAGAGCACUGCAGUGAGAUGAAGGACAUCCACUUGGGUCAGUGUUACAGUAUCACAGAUGAAGGCAUGGUGGCCUUGGCUAGAGGAUGCCCUAAGCUGCAGAGACUCUACUUGCAAGAGAACAAACUGGUCACUGAUCGGUCCGUGCGAGCGGUUGCAGAGCAUUGUCCUGAGCUGCAGUUUGUUGGCUUCAUGGGAUGCCCGGUGACCUCUCAGGGAGUCAUCCAUCUCACUGCGCUACGGAACCUGAGUGUCCUUGACCUGCGGCACAUCUCGGAGCUCAACAAUGAGACGGUGAUGGAGGUGGUGAGGAAAUGUCGCAACCUCAGUUCCCUCAACCUCUGCCUCAACUGGAGCAUCAACGACCGGUGUGUGGAAAUCAUCGCCAAAGAGGGGAGAAGUCUGAAGGAGCUCUAUCUUGUGUCUUGUAAAAUCACAGACCACGCUCUGAUAGCCAUAGGCCAAUACAGCAGUACCAUAGAGACCGUGGAUGCCGGCUGGUGUAAGGACAUCACAGACCAGGGAGCCACACAAAUCGCUCAGAGCAGCAAGUCCCUCCGCUACCUGGGCCUCAUGAGAUGUGACAAGGUGAACGAGGAGACGGUGGAGAGGCUGGUGGUCCAGUACCCUCACAUUGUUUUCAGCACGGUGAUGCAGGAUUGCAAGAGAACCCUGGAGAGAGCUUAUCAAAUGGGCUGGAGCCCCAACACAUCGAACACUUCGUAGCUACUGCUGGAUCACACACACACACACACACACACACACACACACACACACACACACACACACACACACACACACACACACACACACACACACACACACACACACACACACACACACACACAGCUACAUAGAGGCCCUUUUUGUGUACAGACACACAUACACAAUAUUUGCAGCUCAGUCAUGUUUGCCUCUCAUCCACUGUUCAAACAUGCAUGUGAACAUGUAGCUACACACUCACAGACAAAGGUCUAGUUCAUCAACUGUUUCAUUUGAAACAAAUCUAUCAUUUUAAUAAUUUAACUCAAAGAUGGGCCUCUUGGUAUUUUAAAGUUAAGUGAGACAUCAUACUUCUACCAAUCAUUGACUGAAUUGUCCUCAUCAUCAUCAUCGUUAAUAAGCCAGAUUACAUCCAACAAUAUAGUGUACUUUCUUCGACCAGAACCUUGAGUGACUAGUUUGUUUUGGUGCUAAAGAGUGCACCAACAAGUGUCAUUUGAUAUCUACUUUAAGUGAGUGUUACUCAGUUCAUAGAGUAUUAAGCCUCAUACAUUUUUGAAUUGUCAGUUAUCACUUUGGAUGGAGUGAAGGUAAAGAUGCAUGAGGAGACGAUGCACGGGAAAAAGUUCCAAUUAAUGGAUAAUUAAAUCAAAGACAUUCAGGGAUGGUUGGACAAGAAUUAUUUUAACGAGUAUGGAUUAAAAAAAGGUUUGUCACCCCCAACCGGAGCCGAUGUCCCUGAGCACUGCACCCAUGUCGGCUCAUGGCAUUUGCUUCCUGUGUUUACUUCCUUCAAACUGAACUCAAUUGCUGCAGCGAGCUCGCACAAGCCACAGCAGAGACUUGGAGAUCAGGAAGCAACCUCCCACUACUUCAGACCGGAAGACAACUGAGCUGCCAGAACUUCAGACCUCAUUUGAGGCAUUUUGAGAAAUUUGUGAUGUUUAUUUUGUCCAAUUAGAUGAUUUUUCUUUCUUUCGUGGAUGUUCAGUACAGUGUUAAAGGCAUUUGUGGACACAUUUUGAGAUGUUUGACGAGGCUCCAUUUGAAGGACGGAGCUCCUUGCUGUGACUUAAUGUGCACAUUACCAUGGUACAGAAGAAAGAUUCAAACCCCUGGAAAAUUCAUGGCAAGCAAACAGCAUUGACUAUUUCUCAAAAACUGCAUGUUUAUUUAUGUUUUUUUUGAGAUCCUCAUCUUGUUUUUUUUUUCCAGCUACAGAGAUAUAAUCUACAGAUGAUUUGCCGUUGAAAUGAGCCUCUGUAUGACUUGGGAACAAUGCUGUUUUUUUAUGCCAUGCUUAAAUUUAGGGUUAACUGAACAUCACCUUGAGUCAGUACAGAAAGAAGUGCUUGAAAUAGAAGUUGCCUUUACUUAAAAACCCUGGGUCAUGUUAUCAGACUAUUAACCACAACCACCAUGAUGACAGGUAAGAGGAAACGUUGCCUUAAGUGGUUAGUAGGUAAUUGCCAUCCAAUUAGCGAACUGAAAUCGACCCAGAAUUUACUGAAGAAAUGUUUAUCUUAGUUUAUCUGAUACCAUAUUCCCAUUAUUUGAUCCGAUAUAUACAUAUAACUACAGUGUGGGAUUUACUUAGCCUAUUGUUGGUUUUGAGCAUAUACUUGUAACAUUAACUAUGUAGCAAUGCAAUGAGGGAGUUAUCUUUCUUAGUGGGGUAGGAUGUAGAGAGAAAACUGGCCUGGCCUAUAACCAGGGCCAGUAGAAGUUGGUUGGAGAGAGUUGAUUGUUUUUUUAUCUAUUCUAUAGAAACUCAGUAGUGUACAGUUAAAAAUGCAGAAAACCAGGGUAUUUUUCUAUGGUGUGAACUAGCUCUAGGCUCAGCCUCCACACACUGUCACUCAGACAUGAACAAUAGCUUACUGAGCUUAGGGUUUGAGUAGAACUGUAAACUUUCUACAGCAUAUAGAGAUUUCAGAUAAUUAAAAACACCUUCAUUUUACCCUUUUCAGAGUUUGUAGACUUUAACCGAUGGACAGUUUCUCUCUCGGCCUGUUUUUGUUCGGUUUCUGUUCUUUUGUAAUCCCCAUAUGCACUUUCUUCUCUGCUAGAUGUUGACACACUUGAUUCCUGAUUUGUCAAGGCAACCGUAAAUGACUGGAUUUACAUGAAGAUGAAUAAAACACUACUUCAAGCUUU